GAUGGCUGCCCUGUUCGUGGAUACACAUGGCAAAAUCUAGAAGGAAAGCGUCAACGUCAUAGGCUACAUCCUAGGUCCCUUUCAAAAUUUCUUGCCUCUGAUCAAUCUGGCGACUUCCAGCUUUAAUACUACAGUAUAUCUCGAUCUUGAUCUUGCAACCAUCUACGGUCACUCGUUCUCUAUCCACGUCAAAAACGAUUUUCCUAUGUUAUAGUAUCCAACAAUGGAAUCACCUUCCAAAGCCAAAAGACGAUCUCCUCGAAUAGUUGAAGCUUCAUCAACAUCCAUCAAAAUGGCACCAAGGAGAUCACCUCUCGUGCCGACCACCUUCGAAGCCAUACUCCUUUCGAUAUAUCCUGCAACUCUAUUGCUAGGCUCAAUAUUUUCAGUCUUAAGUCCUGAUGUACGAGCGUCAGUGUACAACCCAGUUCUUCAAUCUCAUCCUCCAGGCACCGCACCAUCAUAUUUCGCAAAGAAGAGCAAUGUAUUCAACCAAUACUUCGUGAAGCAAGGCUGGGCGUGGAUAUCCGCCAGUUAUUUUUUCUUCCUACUCACACAUCCCUCAACCGGCCCUCCAGGUGUCUUUAUCCUUACAGCCCGACGGGCACGCGGAACAUUACGCUAUUUAGUUGUUACAAUCUGGUGGAUAUUCGUCACGCAGUGGUUUUUCGGCCCGCCAUUAAUCGAUCGCGGGUUUGUUAUAACGGGUGGACAAUGUGAGCUGGUUGAUGCGGCGGAGAAGGGAAAGAUCGAUAUGGAUAAUACGCGUCAGUUUUUAACGGGGGUGGCUUGUAAGGCUGUGGGUGGAAAGUGGAAGGGCGGUCAUGAUAUUAGUGGACAUGUGUUCUUACUUGUUCUGGGUAGUAUGUUUCUUUUCCAAGAGGUACUUCAUGUGGUUCUACGAAGUUCGGGGAUAAAAGAGGAACGGACGAUCGUUAUGGCAGAUGGAGCGGUCAAAUCGGCAGAGAUUGAGGCUCCCUCGCAGAAUGAAGCAGAGGGUUUAAACCAAGAUGGGUGGUUGGGGUUUAGUGUGAAGAUUAUACUCGGAGUGGCGGGGUUGAGUUUAUUUAUGUUGGCUAUGACGGCCAUAUAUUUUCAUACCUGGUUUGAGAAGCUGACUGGAUUAAUUGUCGCGUUCGGAGGGGUGUUUGUUGUAUUUUGGCUUCCAAGAUUGAACCCUACUGUGAGGUCAGUAAUAGGGAUGCCAGGAAUCUAGUAAAUGUCGAUAUUGAUCAUGAAUGAAAGGGAAAGGAUUCAUAAUAGAGUAUUAGAGGCUUUAUUUCUAGCGCAUAUUUUAGAUGUUAAAUAAUACUACUAUGUCCAUCGAGACUCCUUGAGAAUGGGAGACCAAAAAAGCGGUGGCAUCUUAAUUUGAUUUUCUUAGGUUAUGCAAGAUUGGUAUGAUGGAAGCUAGAUACAGAAAAUUAUAAAUAUAUACAUCCGGGAGCGAUGUGUACCUCGUCA
This is a messenger RNA of Botrytis cinerea B05.10, 1464 nucleotides long. RefSeq lists its product as hypothetical. The record is from RefSeq and is a predicted model, not a curated record. Gene Ontology annotation, cellular component: endoplasmic reticulum membrane. NCBI's taxonomy places the organism in Eukaryota, Fungi, Ascomycota, Leotiomycetes, Helotiales, Sclerotiniaceae. Gene Ontology annotation, biological process: lipid storage; phospholipid biosynthetic process; lipid droplet organization. The coding region runs from base 293 to 1216 and encodes 307 amino acids. The transcript has a single exon.